AUCGUCUUUGUCUGUUCGUUUAACACCUGCGGUUGUAUUUGUUUAUUUUAUCUAUUUUUACGUGCAAGUGUUGGCAGGUACUAACACUGUUUCUCUGAUCAUCUUACGCAAACAAUAACUCAAGCCCAACAUUUAACUCUACUACAUUUUUUAUUUUAUUAUUGUGUAUACGCAAACACUGAUUUGUUCCGAGUACUUAUUUUAGAGCAAGAACUGCGACCUUUGUUAUCAGAAUUAGUAAUAAUAACGCUAUUAUCACCGGUUUAAAUAAUAUAAAAAGGAAAUGCAAUUAGAUGCCAGCAAAAAGUACUGCACUCAUUCUUCUUUUAAUGAAUUUUUAUUUGUGUUAUAACUAUUACAGUACAAUAAAAAUUACCUUAAAAAUUUCCGACUUUUAUUCGUUAUCCGUUUAUUAAAAUUUAGUAAACUUUCUAAACCAACAAGAGGCACGUUUCUGCCAUUAACUCAUUAGCCUUUCGAAGUUCAGUCGAUAUUUGUUUUUAUCAAAAUGCGGGUGUGGUAGCAGACUAGCUUACUAUACAUGUUUUUAAUAUUGUUCCACAUUUUAACCACACUGACGAUAUGAGAAUCCUCAAUCGAUACCUCUGUUGCGCCCCAGACUUUUCCGACAAUCCCCCGAAAAACAAGCCUCGAAUCAUAAUACCUGAAAGUUCACUCGAAUCGCCAGUUUGUGAUACUCAACCAAAUCAUAACGAAUCUAGUCAUAAAAGUAGCGAAUGUCGUAAAAAUAAAAUAUCGUGUCGUAUCCCUACGAUUUAUUUCAACGACGGCAUGAGAUCGGUUGAUUUUGUCCUCGUAUGGGACGCCUUCAGAGAGGACGCCACCACACCAGAAGCUUACCAAAAACGUAAACUUUUUGAAAAUAAUUUAGUCAGGGACGGACUUGAAUUGGAAUAUGUGCCGCAAGAAAGCAACGGUUUGAAUUUUAUUAAAAUUCAUGCACCAAAAGAAGUGCUGCGGAGGUAUAGCGAGAUCUUGAAGUUGCGCAUGCCGAUGAGAGAGGAGUUGUGUAAAUUGCCGAGAGAGUUCCGUCACAAUCGUUUGUACAAUGCCACUGCCUUUAUUCGUCAGAUGCCGGCGUUUCGCCAAAUGCAUUCGAGGACUAAUUUCAUAGUCGAAGGCAUUACAAGUCAGUGGGAUAAGCUCAAGAGUUACGUUAUCGUCGACUCGGAGAAAUUUCCCGAGAAAGACCAACGCUUUACAGCGAUUUAUAGCCGAGACAGAGAAUAUUUAUUCGAUGUUGAUUCCCCUUGUUUCUUCACUCCGGCCAUUCACUCACGAAUCGUUCAAUUUAUUUUGGACAGGAAAAGGUUCAGUGACAACCACCAUGACGACUUUGCCUUCGGCAUUGAGCGGCUUUUGAAUGACAGUGUCUACAGUGCGGCGUAUCCUCUACAUGACGGCGACUUGCGAGAGCCUGGCUCGCUGCGCUACCUCCUCUACAACGAAUGGACAGCUCUCAGCAAAUGGUACCGCUACCAGCCCCUCGACUACGUCAAAGAGUACUUUGGCGUGAAAAUCGCGCUUUAUUUCGCCUGGUUGGGUUUUUACACCCACAUGUUGCUCCCAGCGGCCGUCGUAGGCUUAGCAUGUUUCAUCUAUUCGUGCGUCACCCUGUAUUACAACAAACCAAGCGAAGAUAUUUGUAACGGUAACUUCACCUUCAAAAUGUGUCCAUUAUGCAACCACUGGUGUAACUAUUGGGAUUUGAAAGAGACGUGCACUCACGCCAGAAUCACCUAUCUGUUCGAUAACGCAACGACCGUAUUUUUUGCAAUUUUUAUGUCAUUUUGGGCGGCGCUAUUUCUCGAAUUGUGGAAGCGAUACUCGGCGGAAAUCACACACAGGUGGGAUUUGACAGGUUUUGAUAUACAGGAGGAGCAUCCGAGGCCGCAGUAUUUGGCAAGGCUUGCGCAUGUUAAAAGACAGGAAGUUAAUGUCGUUACGAAUAUUAUGGAACCGCAUGUGCCCUUCUGGCGGCUGCGGGUCCCCGUGACCAUUUUUAGUUUCUCGGUUGUUAUGUUACUGGUCACUUUGGCCUUAGCUACUGUGGUAGCUAUAGUUGUCUAUCGCAUGUCAGUCCUGUUCGCUUUGAGGGUCUAUGCUGAUACGGUUGAUAACAGUCAAGCUAUUCUGUUUACAACUUGUACCGCAGCUUGUAUUAAUUUAUUUUGCAUUGUAAUUUUUAAUUGGAUUUACAACUACGUGGCUGAAUACUUGACAGAGUUCGAGCUUUUGCGUACGCAGACCGAAUUCGACGACUCCUUAACGCUCAAAAUCUAUCUUCUCCAAUUCGUGAAUUAUUACGCUUCCAUUUUUUACAUAGCGUUUAUAAAAGGCAAAUUUAUCGGCUCCCCUGACGAUUAUUCAAAGUUAUUUGGGUUUAGGCAAGAAGAGUGUGGUCCUGGCGGGUGCCUGAUGGAACUCUGUAUCCAGCUAGCCAUAAUCAUGAUCGGCAAGCAAGCCAUGAAUACGGUCCUGGAAAUGCUUUUUCCACUAUUUUACAAAUGGCUAAACACUGUUAAAGUCAAGACUGGACUUUCCAAAGACCCGUCGUAUAAAAAAUCGCGGCCUCAGUGGUUGAAAGACUAUAAGCUAGUCGAGUGGGGCCCUAGAAGCCUCUUCCCCGAAUACCUCGAAAUGGUUUUGCAAUAUGGCUUCGUAACAAUCUUCGUAGCGGCUUUUCCCCUGGCGCCGUUUUUCGCUCUGUUGAACAACGUCCUUGAGAUGCGUCUCGACGCCCGAAAAUUGAUAACAUUUUAUCGGCGACCGGUCAGUCAGAGAGUCAAAGACAUCGGGGUUUGGUACCGGAUUUUAGAUUCGAUUGGGAAACUUUCAGUUGUGACAAAUGGCUUUAUUAUUGCGUUUACGUCCGAAUUCAUCCCGCGUAUCAUAUACACAAUGUACGUAAGCAAAGAUCACAGUCUCACCGGAUACUUGAACUUCUCCUUGUCUUACUUCAACACAUCUCACUUCCAAAACGAAUCGGCGCCUCGCAAUUACGCCUCUGAGGCGAUAUGCAGAUACCCCGAUUUCCGGCAACCCCCCGAGUCAUCUCAACGGUACCAACCCACGGCCAUCUACUGGCACAUUUUGGCGGCGCGUCUAGCGUUCGUCGUUGUCUUCGAAAAUAUCGUAGCUUUUAUCAUUAUUAUAAUAAAAUGGUGUAUUCCUGAUAUACCGGGUGAUUUAAAAGACCGCAUCAGACGUGAGGCUUACAUUACGAACGAAAUUAUUAUAAAACAGGAGACCAUCAGGGCACAGAACGGCUAUUUGUAUCCGUCACCUACCAUUAAGAGAGAGUUUUUGCAUAAUAUGAGUGAAUGUCCCGCCACACCUGAACAGUGGGAUAGGCUGUUGAGUCGGUCGUUGGAAGGGCCUGAUUUUGAUUUGAUGGUUCAUGCCGAAGGGCCGGGCCGUAGGAGGAGUUCUGUUCAGGAACCUUCCACUACGUAGUUCCUUUUUAACUAGUCGUUUUUAUAUUUAUUAAGUUGAAUGAUUUUGAAACCAAGCGGAUUGUUGUGCCUUUUUUAUAGGAUUUUAUUACAUUUUCGAUAAUUAAACUACAAUACGUACAGAUGUUUAUACGUUAAAGAUAUUGUGUAGCUUGAGAAUCUCUUAAUUUAAGCACUGAUUUCUACCAAAAGGGUGAUAUUUUGCUUCCUAAUACUCUUACUUGGAUUUUUAAGACUUAUAGAUUUAAUCCUGCGUAUAUGAAGAACGAGA
This is a messenger RNA of Tribolium castaneum (red flour beetle), 3747 nucleotides long. RefSeq names its product subdued (gene subdued). The record is from RefSeq and is a predicted model, not a curated record. NCBI's taxonomy places the organism in Eukaryota, Metazoa, Arthropoda, Insecta, Coleoptera, Tenebrionidae. The transcript is spliced from 15 exons. Gene Ontology annotation, biological process: chloride transmembrane transport. Gene Ontology annotation, cellular component: plasma membrane. Bases 583 to 3477 code for a protein of 964 amino acids. Gene Ontology annotation, molecular function: chloride channel activity; protein dimerization activity.